Messenger RNA from Diaporthe citri, 1494 nucleotides. RefSeq lists its product as uncharacterized. The transcript has 3 exons. The record is from RefSeq and is a predicted model, not a curated record. Gene Ontology annotation, biological process: regulation of DNA-templated transcription. NCBI's taxonomy places the organism in Eukaryota, Fungi, Ascomycota, Sordariomycetes, Diaporthales, Diaporthaceae. Gene Ontology annotation, molecular function: zinc ion binding; sequence-specific DNA binding; protein binding. The coding region runs from base 1 to 1494 and encodes 497 amino acids.
AUGUUCGACUUUGGCAAUAUGGGCAUGCAAGACAUGAACGGAAUCGGGAUGACCGACAGCCAGGACAUGAUGGCGCUCCAUGAUAACUUUAUGUACAACCUCGAUGCGACCAUGUCCAUGAGCCUGGACCAUCCUGACGACCCUGGCAUGGGCAUGUCUACCACCUUCAAUCCCCAGCUCAUGGGUGGGGCCAGUCCACAACACGGGUCCUUGGCCCAGCAAAACGGCCUCGGCGCCGGCUCGAUCAGCAUGCAGAACUUCCAACCCUCCCCAUCCGAAGAUAACGGCCCUGGAGCCGGCCCUCAGCCCAUGACCAGCUUUGCCAUGACCCAAAACACGCAGAUGCCCGGCGGCUCGACCCUGACCGAGUUCACCAAGAGGAGGAACUGGCCAGCAAAGGUUGUCGAGGAGCUCAAGGACCUGCUGAUGAUCCUGGAUGCCGACGGUCGCGUCAAACACGUCUCCCCGAGCAUCACCGCUCUGACUGGUUACCUGCCCGACGACAUCCUCGAAAAGUUCCUCAAAGACUUCACACACCCAGACGAUCAGGGUCUACUGCUGACUGAAUUGAACGAGGCUAUCGCAUCGGGCAGCCAAAUGAGACUAUUCCACCGGCUGAAAAAGAAGGAUGGCAACUUCGAGAUCUUCGAGUCCGUCGGCCACGCACACAUUGCUGCGGCCAGGUUUGCAGCCAACCCAAACAACCAGUCAGCCUUCUGCCAGGCCGUGUUCUUCAUGGCGCGGGCCUACCAGCAGCAGGAGAACGCCACCCUCCUUGACUCCUUCCUCGAGCACAAGAUUGAGAACGAGCGCCUUAGGAGAAGGAUCGCGGAGCUGCGCAGAGAGGAGGAGGCAGAGACCGAGGAGGCAGCGCGCAGCUGGCGCCAGAGCCAGGACAGCCGGGGGGACAUGACACCAUCCGAGGCGACCAACAUGACCCCUAUCGGGCAAAGCCCCAGCUUCUUCCGCUCCAGCACCGACGCGGCAGCGAUGCCCCCGCCUGAGAGGCCAAACCCGCUCAACAUAGCCCUUACGAGAGAGAACCUCGAGGGAGUCACAGCGGGGAACCGUCCGGACUCGAUAAGGGACAAAAUGGCCCGCUACGAAGGCACUCACGGUGACACAAAUAUAGAGAGGUUGACGGGCCUGCGCUACAACGAAGGCGAGAGAAGCCGCGGCAUCACAACGGGUAAUGCGAGCCCCACGCUCAUCAAGGGCGAUGCCGGCAUAGCAAUACCCAUGGACAGAGACCCAAGAACCGGGGAGAAGAAGAAGAAACUCAAAGUUGCUGAGGAAUAUGUCUGCACAGACUGCGGCACUCUUGACUCCCCGGAGUGGCGCAAGGGCCCCAGCGGCCCCAAAACACUGUGCAAUGCUUGCGGCCUCCGAUGGGCCAAGAAGGAGAAGAAAAAGAGCAGCUCCGGCCCAGCAGGAGGAGGAAGUGGUCAUGGCAUGGGAGGGAAUGUGCCGUUACUGGACCACGGCCAAUCGUGA